UUCCUAAACCUGGCAACCCUCCCUCCGUUAGGCGCAGUCCAUCGGCUAGUCACACGUACAUGUAAUGUUUCUUGUUAGACUUGUUUUCUCAAAGUGUGGAUUUUGUACUGCUACUUUGCUGUGAGUUUGACAGACAGAGCAGAAAAACUCGAUCUAUCUGAGUGCUAGCCGGCUGGUCAUUUGUCGGCAUAGAAUUAGUUUGGCCCUGUGGUUAUUUGAGCUAGCUACAUAAGCUAGCCGUGUAAUCCUGUUUUGCUAGCAUAGCGGCUAGUGCUGGUGGCUUCCAAGGCAGCACUCUUGGAUCUAAAUCACAAUAUCACAAUGGACAAAGCGGAUUUCCUGAAAGGUCUCCCGGUCUACAACAAGAGCAACUUCAGUAGAUUCCAUGCAGACUCUGUGUGCAAAGCAUCGAAUAGAAGACCAUCAGUUUAUCUGCCAACACGGGAAUAUCCAUCAGAGCAGAUUAUUGUCACAGAGAAAACAAAUAUUCUUUUGCGCUACCUCCAUCAACAGUGGGACAAAAAGAACGCCGCCAAGAAGCGGGAACGGGAGCAAGAGCAGGGAGAAGGAGGCAGUCCCGCACCAUCACGCAAAAUCGCACGGACCGACAGUCAGGAAAUGAACGAAGACUCCUAAACUGGAUUGUUACCAAAACAGCACAGGGACAGGCACAAAAAAUGACAGCCUUUUCAGAAUAAUACAUGGUCUACAUUUCUUGUAGACACCUGCACAUGAGACUGGCUUUAAAAAUGAAAAAGAAAAGUGAGACCUUUU
Hemibagrus wyckioides is the source of this 774-nucleotide messenger RNA. RefSeq names its product DET1 and DDB1 associated 1 (gene dda1). Gene Ontology annotation, biological process: positive regulation of proteasomal ubiquitin-dependent protein catabolic process. The record is from RefSeq and is a predicted model, not a curated record. Bases 322 to 636 code for a protein of 104 amino acids. Gene Ontology annotation, cellular component: Cul4-RING E3 ubiquitin ligase complex. NCBI's taxonomy places the organism in Eukaryota, Metazoa, Chordata, Actinopteri, Siluriformes, Bagridae. The transcript is spliced from 5 exons.